UGUCAGUAGCCAUCCCCCAGUCAACUGCAUAAACACAACACAGAGAAACCAUCAACUAAAUCCCCUUAAAACAUUUUUUUCAACCCCAACAGCCCUCGAAAACUCUCCCGACACCUCCCGGCACUCUUCCAACCCCCAAACUCUCCCCUAAAAAAUUAAAAACCCCCAAAAGUCUCGUGUGAGCUUUGAACUAACCCCCAAAAAGGAUAUCUUUCUGCAACAAACCCUUCAAAAACCCAAAUACAAGCUUAAAACUAGUUGACAGUGGCCCUGAACCUUGCUGAAGUGGAUAAACCUCUCACCCCUUCCACACCCUCUUCUCUAAACGAAAAAAAAAUACUAAAAACGAUAAAGCAAUGUGACAAACUCCAGUUGAAACCUUGAAGAACAAUACAUUCACUACAUCAUCUUAACCAAAUCAUCAGAAGGACCUGCAGAAAAUAAUUGACAACAGCCCUGGGAUGUCACUAUCUCACCUGAACGAUUGUCAUUUCGACCAGUAUCAUCAGAAGAUUCAUCAGUCGUGAAGAAAACCCUCGCCAAAAGUCCUGGGGCAUCGCCCCCCAAGUGCGUUCAACAUGUCCUCAGACGAGAUAAACCGAACAGCAGCAGUUCCCACCGAGGAGGCAGGCCAGUCAGUCUCGUCCACCUCAGCCCAACCCCUGUCGAACGGUGAGGUGACUUCCCCCAGGCCUCCAGACCAGGCGAGUCGCCAGAACAAUCUCCAGAGGAUCCAGCAGCGCAAGCAGCACGUCUUCAACUGGCCCCAGGUGAAGAAGCUCCUGAAGCUGGCGAACUACAGCGCCUGCCAGGUGGAGGACUGCAAGUGCAACGGCUGGAAGAACAGUCAGCAGGUGGUGAAGAGCCCCAAAAGCGAUCUCCAACCGAUUGCCAACUUCUCCGACCCCUGCAGAAGCUGCACACAUACUCUGGAGAGUCACAUAAGUCACCUGCCGAAGCAGAAUGACGACGAGAUCAAUAAACUGCUGGGGAUGGUGGUGGAUGUCGACAAUAUAUUCAUGGGGAUGCACAGGGAGGAGGACCCAGACACCAAGAAAGUGUACUAUUACCUGUUCAAGCUGUUGAGAAAGUGCAUUUUGUCGAUGACGAAACCUGUUAUCGAGGGACCACUGGGGCAGCCACCGUUCGAGAGACCUAGUAUUGCCAAAGCCAUCACCAAUUUCGUUCUGUAUAAGUUCGGCCACCUGACGCAGAGGGAGUGGCAGGCCAUGUACGACCUGGCGAAGAUGUUCCUGCACUGCUUGAAUCACUGGAACUUUGAGACCCCCAGCGCCAGGAGGACCACUGGGAACGACGAGGAGGCACCUGCGUACAAGAUCAAUUACACGAGGUGGCUGGUGUUCUGUCAUGUCCCUGCCUUCUGCGACUCUCUGCCGCAUUAUGAUACUACUCUGGUGUUUGGGAGGACUAUGCUGAGGGCUGUCUUCAAGUCGGUGUGCAGACAGCUGAUGGAUAAGUGCCACAGCGAGAGGGAUAGGAUGUCGCCGGAUAAGAGAGUGCUGGUGCUUACACAUUUUCCCAAAUUCCUCUCGAUGCUAGAAGUUGAAAUCUACUCGGACUCCCCAAUCUGGGACCCAGAAUUCAAGCAGGUCCCCCCGCCCCAUCUCCACGUCUCCACAGACUCCAAGUCUCUCCUCACACGUCGCACCGGAGAAUUCGAGAAGGUCACAGUGCCCCCGAACGACUCCUCCACGUACACAACCAUCAACAUCUCCCCAGGUAUCAAGAAGCUCACGGAGAAGCGCCCUCACCCCGAGGGUCGCCCGGAGGCGAAACGUCGGCGAGUGGAGGACCCCUUCGAGGACCUCCCAGAGGACACAGUCUCCGAGAUAAUCGCCACAAUCAAUGAUCCUAACUACAUGUGUGGUCCAGAUGCAGUCUUCCCUCCUAAUGUUCCACGAGACGAGACGGCGAAGAUAGAGGAGAGUCGAAAGAUCAUCGAGUUCCAGGUGAUAGGUAACAGCCUGACACAACCAGUCUCCAAGCAAACGAUGCUCUGGUUGAUCGGUCUGCACAACGUCUUCAGCCACCAGUUGCCCCGCAUGCCCAAGGAGUACAUCUCACAACUAGUCUUCGACCCAAAGCACAAGACCCUCGCUCUGAUAAAAGACGGUCGACCAAUCGGAGGCAUUUGCUUCAGGAUGUUCGCCACCCAGGGCUUCACCGAGAUCGUCUUCUGCGCAGUGACCAGCCAGGAGCAAGUGAAAGGCUACGGCACCCACUUGAUGAACAUGCUGAAGGACUACCACAUCAAGAACAACAUUCUGCACUUCCUCACGUUCGCAGACGAAUUUGCCAUUGGUUAUUUCAAGAAGCAGGGCUUCAGCAAGGACAUUAAGCUCCCUCGACUGAUGUACCAAGGGUACAUUAAGGAUUACGAGGGGGCCACCCUGAUGCACUGCGAGCUCAACGCCAAGAUCGUUUACACCGAGUUCACUGCGGUUAUCAGAAAGCAGAAGGAGAUUGUCAAGAAGCUGAUUCAGCAGAGACAGCAGGAGAUACAGAAGGUCCAUCCUGGGCUGACUUGCUUCAAGGAGGGGGUCAGGGGAAUCCCUGUGGAGGCCAUCCCUGGGAUCAGGGAGACUGGCUGGAAGAGCUACGCUCAGACCAGGACCAGGGGCGUUGCCAAAGGGACUCAGGGCCCUGAACCCAUGGAGGCGUGCCUCGAUAUCACUGAUUCGUUGUACAAUGCCUUGAAGAAUGUGCUUAAUAGUGUCAAGAAUCACAGCACUGCUUGGCCUUUCCUCAAGCCCGUGGACAAGAAUGUUGUGCCUGAUUAUUAUGAUCAUAUUAAAUAUCCUAUGGACCUCAAAACAAUGACUGAUCGACUCAAGGCGAGGUACUACGUAGCCCGUCGCCUCUUCAUCGCUGACAUGACGAGGAUAUUCACCAACUGUCGCCUCUACAACAGCCCAGACACUGAGUACUACAGAUGUGCCAAUGCCCUCGAGAAAUACUUCCGAACGCGCAUGAAGGAAAUCGGUCUAUGGGACAAAUAACCCGAAUUCCAUUUUUAGUUUUCCUUAAUGAAUAAACAAUCAAUUUGUGAUCCCAAUUCCAAUUUUCACUAUUUCCGUCUCUGAUUAAGAAGAUUCAAUCUAUUCAAUAUACAUUAGAUUUCUUUUAUUUUUAUCUUCGAAUUUUUAUUUUUCCGAUUGAGCAGAUUUAAACAAGCACUUGGAAAAUUACCGAUCUUUUUUAAGCUGAUGGAGAGAAUUAUCUCCAUCAUGUUAACAACCAUUUGAAUUUUACAACCCAGUUGAUUAUUUAGAAAUAAAGUGGAUAAUGUGCACCUAA
Messenger RNA from Diachasma alloeum, 3318 nucleotides. It is a transcript of the gene KAT2A, whose product is annotated as histone acetyltransferase KAT2A. The coding region runs from base 579 to 3020 and encodes 813 amino acids. The transcript is spliced from 5 exons. Lineage: Eukaryota; Metazoa; Arthropoda; Insecta; Hymenoptera; Braconidae. The record is from RefSeq and is a predicted model, not a curated record. Gene Ontology annotation, cellular component: nucleus; histone acetyltransferase complex. Gene Ontology annotation, biological process: positive regulation of transcription by RNA polymerase II; chromatin remodeling. Gene Ontology annotation, molecular function: protein binding; histone H3 acetyltransferase activity.